AUGAAUUAUGAUUAUAUAGGGGCCAUUAAAAUUAAAGAUGGACUAUUUUUAGGAGAUUAAUUUGCUGCCUAGGUAUUCUAUAAUGGUUAGAUUAGGAUCUUGAAUUUAUUGUUACUAAUAAAGUUUCAAGAAUUAUUAACUGUGCAUCUAAAUAAAUACCAAAUCACUGGGAAUCUAUUGGAAUUAUUUAUAUGUCAUUUCCAUGGAUGGAUAAUGAUUAAUAAGUAAGAAACCAUUAAUAAAUCAUUAGGUUAUUUUAUAAUAGGAUGAAAUAAUAAAUAAUAUAAUGAAAUUUGUAGAUGAUGCAUUAAAUAAUGGAGAAAGUGUUAUUAUUUUAUCAGUUAAAGGUCAUAACCGAUCAGUAGCAACCUUAUGUGUUUAUUUUAUGAAGAAAUAUAGAUGGACUCUUUAUAAAACUCUUUAAUAUAUGCAUAAUAGAAGACCAGAUUUAGAAAUCAGAGCUCAUUUCUUUAAUUAGUUAUUAUCAAUUGAAACAAGAUUAUAAAAAUAAGGAUAUGGUGCAAAGACUUAUAAUUGGGAUGAAAUUUAUACAUAAGGUGAAAAUGAUGAAAUUGUACUUAGAAAUACAUACUUAAAUUCUUAAGCAUAAGGAGUAGCUGAAUUUAAGGAUCAUGAUCCAAAACCAAAGGAAUCUAAGUUUAUUAUCAAUUAUAUUAUAUAUUAGAUUAAAAUUUGCUGAAAAAGUUUCUAUGUAUAUACCACCUUAUGAUAAAGUUGUAUUCUCUAAAACACGAUCUUUAAUUUAAAAUGCAAAACCAAUUAUAAAAUUAUCAGGUUCAUCAAAAUAAAUUGAUCCAUCAUUUUAAUAAUCAACUUAAAAAUAAUAAUCUAUCAAUAUCUAGGAUUAAUCCAAUUAACAACCUCAAAAAGAUUCACAAAAAUAAUCUCUUUAAUAAAUAUAGCCUCCUUAAUCUUAAGGUACUCAACAAUAAAGGUUAACCAAAAGUGAUAGUGUUAAAUCUGGAUAAGUACUUGAUAAUAAUGUUGUUUGUAUAUAUUUUAUUAUAUUCUAUAGAACCAUAAAGAAUUUAAAUGAAUAAUUUCAUGGACUCAAGAGAAUAAUUUCUAUAGAAGACUCAAUAAUAAAAUGGACCUCGUAGACCCUAAACUGCUCCUAAUUAACUCAAAGCUCCAAGAGUUUAAACAACUCCUUAUAAAAGAAAUACAAGUUCAGGUCAAAGAUAAGAAGCUGGAUAAUAACCAAAUUCUUAAUUUAAACCUAUGAGAUAAAGAGCAUAAUCUCCAAAUUCUGCAUAUAAUUCCUAAAAUCCAUAUGUUCAAAGAUAAUUUAAAGCCAAAGCAUGGAAAAAAUGA
This is a messenger RNA of Paramecium primaurelia, 1335 nucleotides long. Lineage: Eukaryota; Ciliophora; Oligohymenophorea; Peniculida; Parameciidae. The record is from the annotation of a GenBank genome assembly.